AUGGGCGCCACUCGUCGUCGUCGAUCUUCUCGCCAAUCCUCUAGCCAAGAUUCCCCUUCGGAUUGCUUUGGUAGCUUCAGGGUCUCCCAGGACCCACCCCUUACUAUACCCCAGGCGGCCGGCAUCAACCCACAUCCCGCCGCCAAAGUACUCCCCACGAAGUCGGUGGCGAUCGUCGGACCCGAUCCCGUCAUCAACGCCAUUCUCCCCACAGAAGUUCCCAGCAAGCAACAGUUCCGUCACACCCUAGGGAAUCUGGAUCACGAGAAUCAGGAGGCCAUCAACACUGCCCCCGGCACUCUGGCUCUGGGUCCCGCUUACCUCCUAGUCAUCAACCCUCCCCCCGACAGUCUGGCUCUGGGUCCCGCAGACCUUCUGGUCAUCAAUCCUCUCCAGCACAUUCUGGACCUGGAACCCCCGGCUCUCGCUCUUACCGUCCCUCUCCCGCACGCUCUGGGCGCAGCACUCCCUUACGCGCCUCUCCCCGGGAGUCUCAGUACACUCACUCUUCCAGGGCUCCUUCUCGCCACUCUUCUCGUGACCACCCACUAG
Molecule: messenger RNA, 552 nt
Organism: Penicillium brevicompactum
Lineage: Eukaryota; Fungi; Ascomycota; Eurotiomycetes; Eurotiales; Aspergillaceae
Exons: 2
Coding region: 1-552 (183 amino acids)
Source: RefSeq, a predicted model, not a curated record